AAUCACUUAAGCAUGGCUCAAAUGUACCAUUACGAUUCAAUGUCUGAGGGCUCACAGCACAGCCAGGGCAUGCAGUUUGUCCCCUUCAAGACAACCACAGCUUCGUCACGGCCGAUUUUACUACACGGCAAUCUCGACGUUUGGGUGAAGGAAGCCAAGAAUCUACCGAACAUGGAUCUCGUAAACAACAGCAUCGGCGACAUAAUCGGUUCCUUGUCCGGGAAGCUACAGACCAGCGACCCUUACGUGACGAUCGCGAUAUCGGGAGCCGUGAUCGCCCGUACCUUCGUCAUCAAGGACAACGAGAACCCGUUCUGGGGUCAGCAUUUCCACGUGCCGGUCGCGCAUUACGGCACGGAAGUGCAGUUCGUCGUCAAGGACAACGACAUCGUGGGGUCCGAGAUCAUGGGCGUCGUCGCGUUCGCCGCGGAGCGGUUGGUCUCCGGGUCGAGGAUCGACGGCACUUAUCCGAUUCUAGGCGCGAACCGGAAGCCGUGCAAUCCGGGCGCGGUUCUGAGCUUGUCGGUUCAGUACGUGCCGAUCGAUAAAGUGCCGGUUUAUCAGGGUGGGGUCGGGUCGGAUCUUUUGAAUCAGGGCGUUUCCGGGACUUACUUUCCGAUGAGGAGGGGCGGGAGUGUGACGCUGUAUCAAGACGCGCAUGUUCCGGAAGGUUGUAUUCCGAGUUUGGUAUUGGCGAACGGGGAGGAGUAUAGGCACGCAAUGUGCUGGCGCGAUAUAUACGAUGCGAUAUCGCAGGCUCGUAGAUUGGUUUAUAUAACGGGGUGGUCCGUUUAUCACUUGGUGCAACUUGUUAGGGACGAUGUUCGUGUGAGGAAUAGUAGCUUGGGGGAGAUUUUGAAAGCGAAGUCUCAAGAAGGUGUUCGGGUUUUGCUACUCGUGUGGGAUGAUCCUACCUCUACGAGCAUUUUAGGGUAUAAAACUGUAAGAACCGUCUCUAUUUUGGUUUCUUUUUUUUUUGGCGCAUUUUUCCUUACUUUUUCGAAAAAAAUUAUGAUUUAA
Molecule: messenger RNA, 1020 nt
Organism: Erythranthe guttata (spotted monkey flower)
Lineage: Eukaryota; Viridiplantae; Streptophyta; Magnoliopsida; Lamiales; Phrymaceae
Source: RefSeq, a predicted model, not a curated record